Molecule: messenger RNA, 1919 nt
Organism: Anopheles darlingi
Lineage: Eukaryota; Metazoa; Arthropoda; Insecta; Diptera; Culicidae
Exons: 2
Coding region: 105-1472 (455 amino acids)
Cellular component (GO): nucleus
Molecular function (GO): zinc ion binding
Source: RefSeq, a predicted model, not a curated record
CUUCAUCAACUUCUAGGAUUUUUAUUAAAGUGCUCCGUUUCUAGCGUUUAAAAGAACUUUUGUGGUCGACUGUGAUAGUAAGAUUAACUUGAAAAUAGCAAGUAAUGGAAAUGGAAGGUGCCGAAUGCUUCGACGGGCUGUGCCGGAUCUGCUCGUCUCCCGGAUCACACAGUAUUUUUACGCGUAUACCCGCUUUUCUGCACGACCACUAUCGGGAAUACGCUCGCUGGAAACAACCAAUCUACCUGUUGAUCGUAGAAGUCACCGGAGUUGAGAUCACCAAUAACGAUUCGCUACCGAAGAAGAUCUGUGAGUUGUGCAUCUCGUACCUGAAACACGCGUACACUUUCCGACGUCAGGCACUCGACAAUAUUGCGGGGCUGCUGGCGGCCAAGUACCUGUCCAGUCAUCAUCAUAGAAGCCAGAAGAAGGACAAACAUUUGCCAAAGCUAGCGGAUAUAGAUUCUUCGCAUGAUAUUAUUCCGCUGGAAGCAGGAACAGCAGCAGGUGACGCGUAUCAUAACGUGAAUCUUGCCUCGUCCACCGAUCUCAACGGUCAGUCGGCGUUGAAACAGCCCAAGAAAAAGAUGAUGCACCGAUUCGUUGCCACGAAACCACCCAACAACAACGCAGAGGAAGAGCCCGAGUUUCUUGGGAAGCUGGCAGUAGGCGAUGGUACCGGGAUCUUCGGGUACCGCGAGAAAGUUUUCGUUGAGGACGAUGUGAUGGAACUGGAUGGUCUGGGAGAGCACGGUAUCACCUUCACGUUACCCGAGGAUUACAAGGAAAAGAAAUGUUUCGCCUGCCGGAAACGUUUCAUGUUUUCGGAAACGUACACCGAACACCUCAACGAGUGUUUGCUGUACAAGCUGACCGAGGCGAUCCGCUCGCUCCGUGAUAUGCUGGCCCUGAAAGAGCAAAGUGCAAUAUCGACGUUUGACUUUAUGCGCAGAGCUGUAUUUACGAUUCGAAAGUGCUACCAGUUGGUACGCUCGUAUGAUGGGGAAGUAGGCGAUGGGCCGAUGUUGGAUUUGCCUGAUGGUGUUGCAGAAGAGGAAUCAGCAGUUGAUGGCAUUGCCCCUUCCAUACUGGAUUCGCUUAGUGAAAGUGAUUCUUCUAAUUCACCCUCAAAUGUGAAGCCACUGGCUAGGAUUGCAUACCCGUACGAAUCCAAAUCCAUGAACAACGGAACCCUAUCGAUGCUACCGUUCAGUACCAUGCAGCUCCCGAUAGCGAGCGUUCCACGGAAAACAUAUGCACCACCAAUGGCUGCUACCAUUCAUUCGAAUCUGGAAAUCAUUAAAAAUCGUCUCACGAAAACGGAGGCGGAAGAGGUGAACGAAAACAGUGGCUCGGCGCAGAUCUACAAGACGAUCAAAUGUAAAAAGUGUGACGGUCGCUUUGUUACCAUUUCGCACCUGGAUGAACACACGAAGAAGGUGCAUCAGUCCAAGGUGCGAACGCUCAUUUGAUUGUAGCUAAACGGUGAUCCCGGUCGUCGCUGAUGAACCGCUACGGACGCACUAAGACUGAUAGACACGCGCUCUUCCGGUGGGGCGAAUAAAAUGAUUCCAAUUUUCGUUCAGCUGUGCGUUUAAGCGACCAUACCAUAAACGAUCUGCACACUAGUUUGAAUAUUUUUUUUUACAUAUCGCGAUUAUUAAAAAAUAAUCUAAAUUGGUAAUAACAUAUUUAACGUUUGAGUGAAGACUCAUAAUCGGUGAUACGCGCUGGUUCUAUGCUCUAGCACUGAAUGUAUUUGAUUAAUUGUUUGCUUGCUUGUUUGCGGGUUUUGCUUGUGACAUGUUCUUACAUAAAUUAUUUAAUUACCACUGCCGUGUUCACGUCGCUUACGCACAAACCACAAUCAACUACUGUACUUCAACAAGAUGUUCGAAUAAUUCCAUAAUAAAUUUAAA